Myotis brandtii (Brandt's bat) is the source of this 2307-nucleotide messenger RNA. RefSeq names its product fermitin family member 3 (gene FERMT3). Gene Ontology annotation, molecular function: integrin binding. Gene Ontology annotation, cellular component: cell-substrate junction. Gene Ontology annotation, biological process: integrin activation; cell-matrix adhesion; platelet aggregation. NCBI's taxonomy places the organism in Eukaryota, Metazoa, Chordata, Mammalia, Chiroptera, Vespertilionidae. The record is from RefSeq and is a predicted model, not a curated record.
AGCCCCAGCCCCUUGCAGGCAGGAAAAGCUGGGGCCCUUCCAACAGGGGGCCUGGCCAUGAGCACAAAUUGAUGGCUUCUCUUGAACUGAGCAGCCCUCCCCGAGAGGGGACCCUUUUGUGGCGUUGGGUCCACCAGCCUCACUCCUCGCUGGCUUCCUGUGCUACUGGGAGCCAAGGCGGGGCCACCCUGUAGCCCUCAGCUGUGGCUGGCAGUUUGCUUCCUGAACCCAGAGCCACCAGCCCGCCCUGGGGAGGGGCUGAGCCCGCCCUGCGUAAGAGGCCAGGGCUGCCCUCUGAAGGAAGCUCCAAAGAGAAAGCGGAGGAGAAGGAGGCACCCAGCCGUCUGCAGGUGUGCGGGCUGAGGCCAGGACUGGCUCACACUCCAACGCUCCGCCUGCAGCCCCAGCCCCUUGCAGGCAAGAGCCACCGCAGCCAUGGCAGGCAUGAAGACGGCCACCGGGGACUACAUCGACUCGUCCUGGGAGCUGCGGGUGUUUGUGGGAGAGGAGGACCCCGAGGCUGAGUCGGUCACCCUCCGGGUCACGGGGGAGUCGCACAUCGGCGGGGUGCUCCUCAAGAUCGUGGAGGAGAUCAAUCGCAAACAGGACUGGUCGGACCACGCCAUCUGGUGGGAGCAGAAGAAGCAGUGGCUGCUGCAGACCCACUGGACGCUGGAUAAGUACGGCAUCCUGGCCGACGCCCGCCUCUUCUUCGGGCCCCAGCACCGGCCCAUCCUCCUGCGGCUGCCCAAUCGCCGAGCUCUGCGCCUCCGAGCCAGCUUCUCCCAGCCCCUCUUCCAGGCUGUGGCCGCCAUCUGCCGCCUCCUCAGCAUCCGGCACCCUGAAGAGCUGUCCCUGCUCCGGGCUCCUGAGAAGAAGGAGAAGAAGAAGAAGGAGAAGGAGCCGGAGGAGGAGGUCUAUGACUUGACCAAGGUCGUCCUGGCUGGGGGAGCACCGACUGCGUUGUUCCGGGGGAUGCCAGCCCACUUCUCAGACAGCGCCCAGACGGAGGCCUGCUACCACAUGCUGAGCCGGCCUCAGCCGCCGCCCGACCCCCUCCUGCUGCAGCGCCUGCCUCGGCCCAGCUCCCUGCUGGACAAGACCCAGCUGCACAGCAGGUGGCUGGACUCGUCGCGGUGCCUCAUGCAGCAGGGCAUCAAGGCCGGGGACACGCUCUGGCUGCGCUUCAAGUACUACAGCUUCUUCGACCUGGAUCCCAAGACAGACCCAACGGAUGUGCUGGACAGCCUCACCGCCAUCCCGGAGCUGAAGGACCAUCUCCGCAUCUUGCGGCCCCGGAAGCUGACCCUGAAAGGGUACCGCCAGCACUGGGUGGUGUUCAAGGAGACCACGCUGUCCUACUACAAGAGCCAGGACGAAGCCCCGGGGGACCCCAUUCAGCAGCUCAACCUCAAGGCGGAGGGCCUCAACCCGUACGGCCUAGUCGCCCCCCGCUUCCAGCGCAAGUUCAAGGCCAAACAGCUCACCCCCCGGAUCCUGGAAGCCCACCAGAACGUGGCCCAGCUCCCCUUGUCCGAGGCCCAGCUGCGCUUCAUCCAGGCCUGGCAGUCCCUGCCUGACUUUGGUAUCUCCUACUUCAUCGUCAAGUUCAAGGGCAGCAGGAAAGAUGAGAUCCUGGGCAUUGCCAACAACCGACUGAUCCGCAUCGACCUGGCCGUGGGCGACGUGGUCAAGACCUGGCGCUUCAGCAACAUGCGCCAGUGGAAUGUCAACUGGGACAUCCGGCAGGUGGCCAUCGAGUUUGACGAACACAUCAACGUGGCUUUCAGCUGCGUGUCUGCCAGCUGCCGCAUUGUGCACGAGUACAUAGGGGGCUACAUUUUCCUGUCAACGCGGGAGCGGGCCCGAGGGGAGGAGCUGGACGAGGACCUCUUCCUGCAGCUCACAGGCGGCCACGAGGCCUUCUGAGGCCUGUCUUACUGCCCUGUACCACUCACCACGGCCACGGCCACUCCUAAGCCCACACUCGCUGGGACUCACUGCCCACACCCUCUCCACGCACCGAGCUGGGCACAUCCGCACUGUCACUGGCUUUGUGCAGACCAGGGACCCGGCUGGGCCAGACUCUGCAUCCCCCUGGCGGGGGAGGGCGGUCCUGAGCUCUGCAGCACCUCCCUUCCCUCGUCUGAGUGGCCGGGAGCAGCACCCCUGGCCUAGUUGUAGUCCCUGAGCCCACAGGAAGGCUAGCUGCAGCCACAGGAUAAUAACUGAUGGUUUCAAAGUGGAGGAUUUUUUAAAAUCUUUUUACAUUUCCUUUUUUAAUAAAUAUUUUAUUGUUGGCUCAUC